Habropoda laboriosa is the source of this 4392-nucleotide messenger RNA. RefSeq names its product chaoptin. NCBI's taxonomy places the organism in Eukaryota, Metazoa, Arthropoda, Insecta, Hymenoptera, Apidae. Bases 1 to 4191 code for a protein of 1396 amino acids. Gene Ontology annotation, cellular component: extracellular matrix. The record is from RefSeq and is a predicted model, not a curated record. The transcript is spliced from 6 exons. Gene Ontology annotation, molecular function: protein binding.
AUGACUGAGCUAGUAGCGAAGCGAGAUGAUAAUCAGAUUGGUGGAACAGGAAUCGUAAGUGGAUUGGAGAAGCGAAUAGAAUGCGGUAACGGUUUAGGUUGCGAACUCAGAGGCACCGAACGAACGUGUUAUCUGGCGUUGAUCGUUUUCUCGGUUGUCUCGACGAGGCAAGCAGAAUGGAUACCUUGCGUGGAAUUGAAGCGGGAGCUUCAGGUCCCGUGCAAAUGUGCCCUUUCCACCAAGUACAGCCGCUCGAUCGAGAUGAACUGCGAUCGAGUGGUGUUUACGCGGGACAUCGUGGAGGGGCUGCGGGGACAACCGAUCGUUUCUAUCAGCCAAAGGCAGAGCGGGUACCAAAAUCUACCGGAGGAUUUACUGAAUUCGAGCAAAUUGAAUUUGAGGAAGCUCGAUCUAUCCGGAAACUCGAUCCACAGGUUAAUGGACCGGUUGCUUCAAGCGCACACCGGAUUAGAAGAAUUAAGACUGGCCGAUAAUCUGUUGGGCGACAGCCUGAAUCCUAUAUUCUCUAGCAACGAGUUUCACGGCAUGAAACAAUUGAAGCUUCUCGAUCUAAGUAGAAACGGCCUGCGAAGUAUCGAAGAGGGGAUCUUGAAGGGAUGCGAGAGUCUCGAGCAACUUUACUUGGACGGGAACAAUUUGACGACGGUGCCGACUAUGUCGCUGAAAGGGCCAACCUCUAUCAGAGUGCUCUCAUUAUCCGGGAACAAUAUUGGAUCAGUUGCACGAGCCGCUUUCUCGAUGGUCGGCGAGUCGGUGUUGCGAUUAGAUCUGAGCGAAAACGAGCUGUCUCACAUGGAAGACGACGCACUUUCGGGGCUCGAACGGUUACUCGUGCUCAAUAUUUCGCGCAACGAUCUUACUCGUUUCAACAGCGAUGUUUUCAAAGGGGCAUACAAUUUAUUACAGCUGGAUCUGUCCACUAACUUUCUUCGAGAAUUUCCAAGCGACGCGCUCAGACAUCUGACGGAGCUGAAGUUCCUCAACGUUUCGAAUAAUUUGAUCGAUGCGAUCGAUCAGGCGUAUUUGUCAGGUGUGAAGGAGCUGCAGGUACUGGAUCUUAGCCGAAACAACAUCGGCCGUCUCGGUGUUAACGCGUUUUCGAGCUUGUCCGAAUUGACCAGGCUCGACUUAAGCUUGAACGCGUUACGAACGAUCGAGGAAUCCUCGUUCGAGGGUUUGACCAAGCUGAAAUGGCUUUCGUUGCAAGACAACAACAUCCUGCUGGUACCGGCCACCAGUCUCAACAGAUUACCCUCUUUGGCCCAUCUCCACAUGGAAUUCAAUCGCGUUGCGGCUCUCCCGAUCGAGUUAAUCGAAGCGACCGCCUCCAGUCUCGUCACGUUGGUGCUUACUCGAAAUCUCGUGAGAGAAAUACCGGCUGGCUUGUUCCAGGACUUCGAGAUGCUGGUCAGCAUCGAGUUAUCCGGGAACAUGCUAACGACCAUCGGCCCUGACACGUUCGCCGGGCUGGAGGAGACGUUACUCGAGCUGGACGUCUCGUCCAACAGGCUGACGUCGAUCACCGGCGGCGAGCUUCUCUUGAGAAAACUCCUCUCCCUUAACCUGUCCGGCAAUCGGUUGACCCGUAUCCCACCGGAAACGUUCCAGCGUCUCGAUAGCGUUCGAUAUCUGAACCUGAGCUCGAAUCCACUCUACGGUGGCUUCCCACCGGUCUUGCCCUCCACCGUCCUCGAUCUCGACGUCUCGCGUACCGACCUAAGAAUCCUCCCGGCAGUUUUGCUGCUAAAUCUUCAAUCUCUGGAAAGGAUAUCGCUCGGCGGUAACAGACUCGAGAAGAUUGAGGAGGGGACGUUCGAACGUCUGGAGAAUCUAUCGAGGAUCGACCUGUCCGCGAAUCUCAUCGAACGCAUCGACAACGGAGCUUUCGUCGGCUUGAGCAACCUGUACCAGCUGAACCUGCGGGGCAACAGGUUGAGCUCGUUCGCCGGUGAACACUUCGACACCGGCACGGGAUUGGAGUUGCUCGAUCUCUCGAGUAACCGAAUCGAUCGAUUGUCACCGACCGCUUUCGCCAUUCAUCCAAGAUUACGAGAGCUCGAUCUCUCCGACAAUCGAUUCCUCCAUUUCCCGAGCGAGUAUCUCACUCCGUUGCAAUUCCUCGAGCGGCUCGACUUGUCUAGGAACGGGUUGAAACGCGUCGGCGAGUUCGCCUUUUCUCAACUCGGUCGUCUUCGGACGCUGAAUCUCGCCGCGAAUUGGAUCGAGUCUGUCGAGGAGCUGGCCUUCCACAAUUCGACACAGCUGCAGCUGCUCGAUCUGUCCGGGAACGGGAUCGAGGGGUUCAGCGAGAGAACGAUGGAAGGUCUGCUCCGUCUCGAGCAUCUCGAUCUUCGGGACAAUCGUUUGUCCUCCCUGCCGGAGACUAUUUUCGAGCCGAGCAGAGUUCGAUCGGUCGAAAGCAUCGAUCUGUCCGGGAAUCGGCUCAACGAGAUCCCGAUGAAAUCCCUGCAGAGCCAGGCUGGAUCCCUCUCCAGGUUGAAUCUCGCUCGAAACCUGUUGGUCGAGUUGUUCAGCCAGGAGGUAGCGAGCAACGUGAAGGAGCUCGACCUCUCGGACAAUCCUCUGAGCGAGAACGCGGUGAACGGGUUAGUAGGGGAGGGGAAAAUUCUGCGCUCGUUGAACCUGGCCAAUACCGGAAUCGAACGUCUAACCGUCAGGCUCGAGACGCCGUUCCUGAAGCGGCUGAAUCUCUCCGGGAACCGGCUGACCGAGCUCGGCUCGAGCAUCCUUCAACGCGCCACCAUGCUCGAGACGUUGGACGUCUCGAGGAACCGACUGCCGGAUUUCGCUGGCGCGAUCGCUGCCCUCGAGUCCCUGCCGGCCCUUCGUUCCCUAGACCUUUCCGGCAACCGACCGAGAACGAUCAACGAAUCCGUCACCUUCGACCGCCUCACCAGUUUGCGCUUCCUCGAGAUCUCGCAUCUGCCCGACUGUACCAGGAUCGAGAGGAACGCUUUCAAACCGUUCGCGAACCUUCGCUCCUUGUCCGCCCACGAUUAUCCCAAGCUUGGGUAUUUCGACAUUCAGGGGAUCCUGAAAGGGAUGAGCAAGCUGGAAACGUUGGACAUCGAGAUCAAGGAUUCCUCGGUGGGCAACGAACAACUAUCGAUACGCAGUCAUCCCCGACUGAGAGAGGUGAUCCUGCGCGGCGACAGGCUUAGAAGCGUUCUAUCGAGUUCGUUGGUCGGCGUGAGGGUGCCGAAACUGACCGUCGGUAUCAAGAACACCUCCGUCGACUCGAUGCCAGCCGCCCUCUUCUUCCCUGUUCCCCGCUCCACCGAGCUCCACCUCGAUAUUUCCCAAAGCAAGUUCACCACCCUAUCCGCCCAAUUUCUUGCCGCCCUCGACGAACGAACUGGCACCGUUACCAUCAACGGACUCGCCUACAAUCCAAUCGUUUGCAACUGCCACGCCAGCCAACUUUGGAAAUGGCUCAGAGCGGCGAACCACAACCACCGCCACCAUCCUUCCAAUCUCGUUCGUUGUUCCGCUCCAGUCCACCUCGCCGGAUCCAGCUUGACCAACCUGACGGAAGAUAUGUUAUCCUGUAAUAACUCCUCCUCAACCUUUUAUCUCGAUCGUCGUCCCGGCGCGGUUCACCACGCUGUUGAUCGCCCCGGUACCGUAGCCACUCCCUCCAAGCCCACGCCGGCAAACAUUUCCGGAACGGACGACACCCUCAUCAUUGGCAUAGUCGCCGGCGUGGUCGCGUUCAUAGCUCUGAUCGUGAUCGUCAUCUGCGUUUGUCGAUUCAGAUGGUCCGGAAGGGUAGACGAAACGCGUCGCUUCGCCGCGGCAAUCGCCGCCAGCACUAUUCCGGACGCCUCCGUCAUCAGACCAGCCAGCGCCUAUUCCGGCAAGAUCAAUCAUGACGCUUAUCUCGGAUCCUACAACGGAGGAUCCACCUUGGACCGUGGAAAUACCGCGAUGCCCGCUACAUCCAUGCCAACCACACCUGUUCAAAUCAUGCCUUUCCUUCAACCACCGAUCCACCUUAUGCACACUCUUGUACCACCUGUUUCCGCCCACCCCCAUUCCCACUCCCAGUCGCAGGCUCAGUUACAGCAAUUCUACGGAUACUGCGAAGGUUCCUCUCUACCUAUCUACGUUACCUGUUCUACCACGCAGGAUACCAAAUGCGACAGAUAACUCCGAUCUUUUUCCUCAUUCUACGCCUAUACCUCAUAAUUUACUCAAUCUUCUCGUUUUAUCGUUAAACAGCGCACAUAUUUUACCAGCACUCUAUCGAGAAACGUUCAGUGCUUGAAUUUUAUCCUCUUCUUUCGUUCCGCGACCAAUUGCCAACCACCUCUCUCUCUUCUUCUUUAAAUUGUUCGAGAUUUUCGUCAG